This is a messenger RNA of Rangifer tarandus platyrhynchus (Svalbard reindeer), 507 nucleotides long. Lineage: Eukaryota; Metazoa; Chordata; Mammalia; Artiodactyla; Cervidae. The record is from the annotation of a GenBank genome assembly.
AUGACACCCACCCCCCGCCCCAGCCCUAGUCCCCACGGCAACCGCAACAGCCACAGAAGUGUCCUAGGCUCUCACAAGUGUCCUGCGGGUGCUAAAGGCAGCAGCUCCGGGUGUUCGGCCACUGUUACUCACGACGAGGAGCCCCAAAGGAAAAGCAGCCCCCCAGGACACAGCGGACGGACGUCACCAGCCCUUCUGCUGCAGUUCUGUCUCGUGUCUGUCUUUUUCUCUGCAGCUCAGCUAAGCGGCCUCGUCUCUGAGCCCAGCCCAGUCCCAGAGAUGUCUACACCGUCACACUCAGCACUGGAUCAGCACCCAGCCUCCACUUCGGCCAAAGCUGCGAAACGUCCUUGCCGGCCGUCCCGCUGGGCCCGGGAGACCCCGGUCACGAGCAGCGACUCUGCUGGCUCCUCUCUGUCUCUCGGAGGGCCCGAGCGGGUCUGGCCCCUGCAGCAGGACUGUCUCGGCUCCUCUGCCUGGACCCCUGUGUCGGCCCUUCUGUGCUGA